Serendipita indica DSM 11827 is the source of this 1341-nucleotide messenger RNA. Lineage: Eukaryota; Fungi; Basidiomycota; Agaricomycetes; Sebacinales; Serendipitaceae. The record is from the annotation of a GenBank genome assembly.
AUGGAUAUCGACACAGAGCUACCAUUAGACACAAAUUCGCAUUUCUCUAUUGUCUUCCCGCUUCCCUAUCGUUGCCUCUGCCUCGUAGGCAUCGGAAUUCUGGGGUGGGCGUCCAAUUUGCAAGGACUCUACUUCCUAGGAAUAGAUACCGGAUAUGCUCUCAAUAUCCGAAGCACAAAUACCGGCUUGAGAACACGCGAAGGGUUGGCAACUACAUUUGCGCACCCGUCGACCCUCUACAAGCCCGUGUAUGGAUUGUUCUUGAUCUACGCGGUCAUUACCCUCACAAGCUGGCUUUUCUUUUUCCUCUCCUCCUCGGGAGCGAGUCCCACUACCGACUCUGUUAAAUUUAUUCCAUCAUUAACGAUUAUUUCCCUCCUGAUCUUGCUCAUGGCCCCAUGGUCUAUACUUUACCGUCGUGAAAGGGCUACGUUCCUCCGGGCUUCUUUGCGAUGUCUUGUCCCCUCGUUUACUCAGUCCAUCUACUUUUCCGACAUCAUCCUCGCCGAUAUCUUCACGUCCUUCGCAAAAGUCUUUGGCGACUUUUGGCUCGCCUCGAUCAUUCUCAUCUCCAACGGUCAUCUCUGGCAACUGCCCGAAGAGACAGGCUUGACGCAAUGGAUUACUCCUUGCUUGAUGAGUCUUCCGUACGCGGUCCGACUGCGUCAGUGCAUUGCAGAAUACGUCGUCACAAGCUCGAAACGAUCGCUAUAUAAUGCAUUAAAGUAUUUUACAGCGUUUCCGGUCAUCUUUUUGUCUGCCGCGCAGCGAUUGGUAAACGAUGAAAAGCCUCAUGGAGAACACCCACUUUUUCGAGUUUGGGUAUUCUUCGUCUUUGUCAACUCGAUCUACUCGUUUUGGUGGGACGUCACAAACGACUGGGGUUUGACAAUGUUUACAUUCUCGUCUCGCAAAUCAAAGCGCAAGCUGUCUACACCUGCAACGCCCAUGGAGUCACGAGAUAGACUUAUUUCCCCUUAUGGAUCCACUGCCGCGCUCAACGCUGCGGGUGAAGAUGAUCUAGAUGGCCCCAGUCAAGCACCAGGCCUUCGAUCCCACCUCCUCUUCAGCGACCCAAUGAUCUACUACAUUGCGGUCUUUAUCAACUUUGUUCUGAGGUUUACCUGGUCGCUCAAACUCUCGUCUCAUUUGCACCACGUUGCCGAUUUGGAGGCGGGAGUUUUCCUCAUUGAAGGUCUCGAAGUCCUUCGGCGUUGGAUUUGGGUGUUCCUACGAGUGGAAUGGGAGACCCUCAAGCUCGGCAAGCAGCCACACAACGACGAGUACGAAUUUCUCAUGCGCGAAGUUGGAGAGGAAGACGUUUCCGACGUUUCAAUGUAG